AUGAUUUCUAAGACCUUCACCGUUCUCCUUGCCUUGCUGCCCCUUGUGCAAUGCGCACCUCCUACUCCCGCCGCCUCUUCGGCUUUGCCGACUGGUACAUCUACCGUCGCCCUCAAUACUGCGGCGAAGGCGGCAGGGAAACUGUACAUGGGUACUGCCACCGACAACGGGGAGCUUACUGACACCGCUUAUACCACUAUCCUGGACAACAAUGCAAACUUCGGCCAGAUCACCCCUGCGAACGCCAUGAAAUGGGAAAAUACAGAGCCGGAGCAGGGAACAUGGACCUGGACGAACGCUGACCAGAUCGCCAACCUCGCGAAGACCAAUGGCCAGCUCCUGAGAGGCCACAACUGUGUCUGGUACAACCAGCUCCCCAGCUGGGUGACCUCCGGGUCUUGGACCAAUGCCACACUUACUGCCGUAGUUCAGGACCAUACUACGGAAUUGGUUAGCCGCUAUAAGGGACAAGUUUAUGCCUGGGAUGUAAUCAAUGAGCCCUUCAAUGACGACGGUACUUACCGCUCGGAUGUCUUCUACAACACCAUCGGCCCAGCAUACAUUCCCAUCGCCCUGCGCGCAGCCAGAGCCGCCGACCCUAAUGCCAAGCUCUACAUCAACGAGUACAACAUUGAGUACACGGGUUCCAAGGCGACAGCUAUGCUGAACCUCGUGGAGAGUCUUAAGGCAGAGGGCGUUCCCAUCGACGGUGUUGGUCUGCAGUCCCACUUCAUCGUCGGCGAAGUCCCCACCUCGCUUCAGUCCAUCAUGGAGCAGUUCACCGCGCUCGGCGUCGAGGUCGCCAUCACCGAGCUGGACAUCCGCAUGACCCUCCCCGAAACUGCUGCCCUCCUGGAGCAGCAGAAGACCGAUUAUGACACUGUCAUCUCUGCAUGCAGGGCCGUCUCCGGCUGCGUUGGCGUCACCGUUUGGGACUUCACUGACAAGUACUCUUGGGUACCGAGCACCUUCUCCGGUCAGGGUGCCGCGACACCUUACGACUCGAACCUUGUGAAGAAGCCUGCCUACGACGGAAUUGUUGCUGGCUGGCAGUAA
Messenger RNA from Gloeophyllum trabeum ATCC 11539, 1056 nucleotides. RefSeq lists its product as uncharacterized. Lineage: Eukaryota; Fungi; Basidiomycota; Agaricomycetes; Gloeophyllales; Gloeophyllaceae. Bases 1 to 1056 code for a protein of 351 amino acids. The transcript is spliced from 10 exons. Gene Ontology annotation, molecular function: hydrolase activity, hydrolyzing O-glycosyl compounds. The record is from RefSeq and is a predicted model, not a curated record. Gene Ontology annotation, biological process: carbohydrate metabolic process.